AAUCUAUCGACCAUUGAUGUUGCUUUACGUACAGUAAUAUACAAAGAACAAUGUUUUUGUUAAAAAAAUAAAUAAUUUAAUGAUGGUGUGGACUAAAAUUCCUCUCGUAGUGUAGUAUUAUCUAUUCAAUAUUCUUGAGAAACUGAUUAAAAUGUUACGCACAGUGCUCACAUUAGUCGCUGCUAUAUUUCAAGUGUCGCUUGGGUUUUCUGAUGUAGGAAAAUGGGAUUUGCCGCUAAGUGGGAAAAGUUGCCGUUUUGAAUUAGCUAAAUCUCUAUUUAUAAAUUCCAAGCUGAUUGCAGUAUUACAUUGCAAUGUGGAUUCUGCAAAUGUUACUGUAAUUUAUACCUGGGCACCUUCACUAUGCUCUGCUGAUUACUUUCACUACUUUGAGCAGCAAAUUGUGGAUUGUUCAGAAAGAGUAGAUAUGCCAGUGAUUGAUAUUGGCAAUACAAGCAUAGUAAAUGAUGCUAUAACUGUAAAGCGAACAUAUACUUGUCAUGACAAAAAUUCCAUUUUAUUACACGAUGAGAGAAUCAAUGAUGACGUCAAUAAAAAGAUAGAGGAGAUGCAUUCAAUCAGUAAAACACGUCCUGUACUGACAGUGAAGAAAGAAGGUGUCUAUCAGUUGAUGAUGACAGUAUUGAGCACUCCUAAUUUCAAAGGAUCAAUGCAAGUGGAAAUGGUGGCACCGUCUGGUUACCUCUCGGCUGCAAUGUAUCCUCUAUUAGUGUUUUUUGGUGUGAUGUGCGCCGUUUAUACGAUUCUAUGCGCGUGCUGGCUGAUUGUGUGCGCGCUACAGUGGCGCGAUCUGUUGCGUAUACAAUACUGGAUCGGAGGCGUCGCCAUAUUGGGCAUGAUCGAGACUGCUACUUUCUACGGUGUUUACUCAUCAAUAAAUAGAACUGGAUACUUCAUAGUAGAAGCUUACAUGUUCGCCGAAUGGGUGUCGGUGGCCAAACGAGCUCUAGCGCGGAUGCUGGUCAUCAUUGUAUCACUAGGAUUUGGUAUUGUCAAGCCUCGCCUGGGGCCGGCCCUGCAGCGGGUGGUGGGCACGGGCGUGCUGUGGGGCGCGCUGGCCGCCAUAUACGCGUGGCUGCGGCUGCACCACCGCGCCGCCGACUCCAACCGCGUGCUGCUGCUGGCCGAGGCGCCGCUGUCGCUGCUCGACAGCGCCAUCUGCUGGUGGGUGUUCGUGUCGCUCGCGCACACCAUGCGCACGCUGCAGCUCAGGAGAAACACAAUAAAGCUAUCACUGUACAGACACUUCACGAACACACUUAUAUUUGCUGUGAUCUCAUCUGUGGUAUUUAUGUUAUACUCUAUCAAAUCAUACAGAGCAUCAGAUUGUAUCAGAGAAUGGAAGGAAGUGUGGAUGGACGAGGCGUACUGGCAUAUAUUGUUUGCGAGCGUUCUCACUGUGAUCAUGGUGUUAUGGCGACCGACUAAUAAUAACCAGAGAUACGCCUUCACACCGCUGCUAGACAACGCCGAGGACGAUGAAGAAGAAGAAGAACAGUUCGUGAAUGACGCGUACGGCGUCAAAAUGCGUGGUUCAGGGAUAAAUAACAGUGACAAUACGACGGAACCCAAUAAAGAGUCUUCCCAUCCCGACCCCAGUAGUAAUUCAUUAGACUCUGAUCUCCGCUGGGUCGAAGAAAACAUACCGACUAGCACACUACCGCUGCUAGAUUCAGACGAAGAAAUAAUCAAUACAAAAUUCGAAGUGUCUAAAAUGCAAUAGUUACUUAAAUAUAGUAAUAAUAAUAAUCUGUAUAAAGUAUUUAUGUAAAAUGU
Diatraea saccharalis (sugarcane borer) is the source of this 1797-nucleotide messenger RNA. The record is from the annotation of a GenBank genome assembly. Lineage: Eukaryota; Metazoa; Arthropoda; Insecta; Lepidoptera; Crambidae.